Molecule: messenger RNA, 1440 nt
Organism: Branchiostoma belcheri (Belcher's lancelet)
Lineage: Eukaryota; Metazoa; Chordata; Leptocardii; Amphioxiformes; Branchiostomatidae
Product: short-chain collagen C4-like
Exons: 5
Coding region: 146-979 (277 amino acids)
Source: RefSeq, a predicted model, not a curated record
AAAACAGUUUACUCAGUCUGGCAGCUGAAAACCGCGUAGGCUAUCUUAGAAAUCACGUGGUAAACACACUCACUUCCCUGUAGCAGCACUGCUGGAUUUUAGAGGUAGGGAUUUCUGGACCUGGUGAAGAGCCGAGAGUUGAAUAAUGGAGCAUAUGAAAUGUUCUACUGGACACGGUGGUUUGAUCAGAAGAGUUAUGAGUUCAACGUCUGUGCUGGUUCUGUUAAUGGUGGCGUCCACGGUCAUAGUGUGCCAACUGAGAGUCAACUCGCUUCAGCCGAAACUUCAGGAGAUAGAGGAACUCAUACGGGAAAACAAGCUCGCAGGUGAAGCGGCGCAUGCGCGUCGUGAGCGCCGUGGCGCAACUGACGUCAUAGAAGAGUUUAGUCCUCCGUUUGACGGUGGUCUGCAGGGCGGAGCCGUGUUCACACACUGGGGCAGGGAGGCAUGCGCAGAACAGCUGGAGACGGUCUAUGCCGGAAAGGUGGGCGGUUCGGACCACAACAAGCAUGGCGGAGGGUCCAAUUACAUCUGCGUGCCGACCUUGAACGUGACGUGGGACAAGUACGUUGAUGGGCCGAACAGUAAAACCUUCCUGUACGGAGCGGAGUUUGAGAACCCCGGGACUGGCUUCUUCUCCACCGAAAAUGCGCAGGCUAUAGAGUCGCUUCAAGACUACGACGUGCCGUGUGCAGUUUGCCGCGUCCCGACCCAUCGAUCUGUCCUGACAAUCCCGGCCUGGACCAGCUGCCCUAGCGGCUGGACACGGCAGUACAGGGGCUAUCUCAUGACGGGCCACGAGAGCCACAAGGGUCGGAACAAGUUUGAGUGUGUUGACAGCGCUCCGGAUAUAUUCAAGGGGACGUACGAAAACAAGAACGGCGCGCUGUUCUAUCUGGUGGAGGCGGUCUGCGGUUCCCUUCCGUGCGGCCCGUACAUCGCCAAUCGCCAGAUAACUUGCGUCGUUUGUUCGAUUUAGAACGAGGAAAAUUGAGCUGUCGUUAUGAAACUGUACACGAGAUACAUUUGACGCCAGCCACUUAUCGCUAGAUACUUUCGACGCAAUCCGGCAAAUAUAACCCGUGUUGUUUGUUAUAGAAGCUAGUACUUACGGAAACUGUACACUAGAUUAUGUAGUACGUAGAUAUGCUUAACGCAGGCCAGUUGCUCAUAAGUGUGAGCUUUUCGGCACGAUGUGCUAACGAUAAACUGCCAUUUCAAUGUAUUUCAAGCUUAAGACUUGGAUAGUAUUGCCGCAUGUUGUGAAAAAAUGAACGCGGAUGGAUACAAUGUAAAAUAUUUACUAUGAUGCUGUAAUGUAAUAUUGAAGAGGUCAACUGAAGUUGGGAGUCAGGCUAGAUCAUGAAGUGACGGGCGGACGGACAGAUGUGACCUAUCUUUUAAUUUCCGAGACUAUAUACACUAUUCUGACCAUGUUCA